AUCGAAGACCACCCAACAAUGUCAUUUGCGUCCACCUCGAACAUAUGGACAAGCCUGGCUACCACGCCUCUCUGGACUCGCUCGGCCCAGAGGCGGACAAUCAGCUCUACUUGUCUUCGCCUAUCACACAUUGGUUCUAAGCCGGUUCCUAUCCCGGCCACAAUUUCACUCAGCAUGUGUAAUCCUCGUCGUCCACGAACAUCAAGGAGUUCUGUUGCCGUUGGACAGCCUCAACUAACGGUUACUGGUCCACUUGGAAAACUGAGCAUCGAUGUAGCAUCAUUUGUUCGAUUAUCUUUUGAGCCGACCGAAGGUGGACAAACUCACGUGAUUGGGGCCGAUCUUCCCAAGACACCACUUGUUAGCCCGAAUGCAGAUCACUCUGAACUUCCUCAAGUACCCACUGACACAGUCAAAGGACCUGGCACGAUCAAUGUUGGAGUUGAAGAUGAAAGGGCAAAGAAGCAAAGAGGUACAUGGGGUCUUUCUCGAGCUUUAUUGGCAAAUGCAGUGAAUGGGGUUCAAACUGGAUUUAGUUCGGAACUUAAGUUGGUAGGAGUAGGAUAUCGAGCUUCAUUGGAAAAAGAUAAUACUUGUUUAAAUUUAAGGGUUGGAUAUUCUCACCCUGUACUUAUCGAUUUACCAAAGACAGAUACAUUUUUGGGAUGUGAAUUACCUAGUCCAACGGAAAUUAUUAUUAAAGGAAUCGAUAAACAAGAACUUGGACUGUUGGGAGCUUCUAUUCGAAAAUGGAGACCACCAGAACCUUAUAACGGUAAAGGUAUAUAUCUGAAUGGAGAGAUCAUCAAGCGGAAAGAGGCCAAGAAGAAGUAAUCAGGCUGUACAUCUUACUACCACUAUUCAUCGUUCAACAAUUUUAAGGAUACCCUUUGUCCAAUUGAAAAUCGACACCAUGUCAAGAUAGAAUAUCCAACCGAAUUGAAUCAUGAGGGCGGAGUGAUGGGAGUUGCGAAGGGGCAUGUAAGAAUUGAAUGAGAAUUGGCUUCAUCGUCGGUCAAUACAUUUUUGAUGGAUAUCCACUUUUUGAACAAU
This is a messenger RNA of Melampsora larici-populina 98AG31, 1053 nucleotides long. RefSeq lists its product as uncharacterized. The record is from RefSeq and is a predicted model, not a curated record. Gene Ontology annotation, cellular component: ribosome; mitochondrial large ribosomal subunit. Gene Ontology annotation, biological process: translation. Gene Ontology annotation, molecular function: structural constituent of ribosome; rRNA binding. Bases 19 to 834 code for a protein of 271 amino acids. NCBI's taxonomy places the organism in Eukaryota, Fungi, Basidiomycota, Pucciniomycetes, Pucciniales, Melampsoraceae. The transcript has 2 exons.